Cuscuta epithymum is the source of this 4591-nucleotide messenger RNA. Lineage: Eukaryota; Viridiplantae; Streptophyta; Magnoliopsida; Solanales; Convolvulaceae. The record is from the annotation of a GenBank genome assembly.
CGUUAGGACUCAUUGGAUUGUUUUUUACAAAUAAAUUUCGGGAGAAGAAUCCAUUCAGGCAUUCACCCACAACGUUAUCAAUCAGGCGGUAAAAAAUGAAAAAUAUUGAUAAUGCCGGAGAAAGAAGGAAAAAAUGGAUCGACGGGUAGAGUAGGUGUAGGAUAAGACAGCCUCAUAGUGUGUAGCACUGGACUCCUGCUACUCUUCCGCGUCUCUAUCUCUAUCUUUCUCUCUCUACCUUUUUCUUUUACGAUCACUCCGUACAAAAAACAACCCAAAAAGAAGGGUAAAUAAACACAGUGUCCGUAUUUUUAAUGGCAGGAGCAUGCUUUUUAGCUGAUGAGAGAGUUGAAGUCUUGAAGAAGAACCUGCCUCAUACUUCAAUUCAUUUUUUGGUCUCUCCGGUGAACUGCAGUCCCUUAAACAAUUCUUCUACUGCAAAUUAAAAAGGUGGCAGGCUAAUCACCAAGAACAGAAGGGGUUGGUCACUUUGUUCGAUCUAGAGAUAGAUCUUAAUUAGUGGGCAGGCCUUAUCUUUAGCUUUAAGGGCUACGACUGUUAUGCUGAAAGUUAAGAGGAUAAUAAUAAGAAGAAGGCCAGCAGGCAGAUGUUAUCCAUUCAUGAAAACCCUCCAGAUCUGCCGUGCCCCCCUCCUCCCCAGCUAACCUCAUCUCCACUUAAAGAAAGCAAGAGUGGUGGUGAUGAUGAAAGUGGUUCUUCUUCCGUUGAGAAGGUAGAUCUGUCCCGGUCAAGUCCACCCUCCAAAUAUUUUUCCAUGAGGGAUUAUGUUUUUAGCGGCAGGAGCAAGAAUAUCAAGACCAACUGGCCUUUUUCUCAGAAAAGUUUGGAGCUUUGUUUGAAACAUGGUGUGAAGGAUUUGUUGCCACCUUUUGCUACUGCUGACAAUCAGAGACGCAAUACGUUAUUGGCUGACAAACAGGAUACAACCGUUUUGCAUGGAGAGCAAUCCAGACCGUGUGAUGACGAUUCCUUGCCGUCUGCGCCCCACAAUACUCCAUCGCCUGCUAACAUAAAUUUAAGUGCUGGAACUGACGUGAAUAAAGUUUCCUCUUGUUCAGCACUAGUAGAUUCUGUCCCGGUGAAUAGGAGGAAGAGGAGCAGGUCUUGUUUGGAAUUGGGAGCUAAAGCUGGGAGACCAGACAAGGCCCACCCAGUUAAGAAGCGCAUCUUUACAGGCGCCAAGCUGAGCAGCAGCAGCAUUGAGGAAAAUAGAGCAAGUAAUUUUGCUGUGAUAUCAGAAUCAAUGGCAGCUGUUUCAAAAACAUGUCCAGUUUGCAAGAAGUUCUCAUCAUCAUCAAACACCACUCUGAAUGCUCACAUUGAUCGUUGUCUUUCUGGCGAGUCACCAACCAUCAAGUGGACUUCAGCGAAUAGUGAAGUUAGCAGGCAUAGGAUGAGGCCCAGAAAAACAAGACUUAUGACUGACAUCUACACAACUGCCCAACAUUGCACAUUGGAGGAUCUUGAUCGAAGAAAUGGAACAACCUUUGCUGUCCGCCCCAGCUUUUCUGCCCAAGAGAUGGAUAGAUGUGAUGACGAGAAAACAAAAAAAUUGCCACCUGUUGUUGAUACUGACAAAGCAUGUGCUGAAGGUGCAGUAUAUAUUGAUGCCAAUGGGACUAAGCUUCGGAUUCUAUCAAAGUUCAAUGAUGGAAAAGGCACCACAUUUGGCUCAAAGAAAUUUAUGAAAGGUAACAGAGGGUUCAAGUUCCUUUCCACCUCCAAAAAGAAUAAACAUAAGAGCCACCAUUCCCAGAAAAAAUUCAAGAAGAUUUUGAAAUCCGAUGCCCAAAACAAAGUUGUCUGCUCUUUCAGCCGACAUAUUUUGGAGAUGAGUGGUGUUCAAGAUACGAGCUAUGUUCGAAAGCAAACUACUGAGAAAGAGGAUUUCCCAAACUUGCAGCUCAGGUCUCAAGAUUACAACAAGAUGGGUAAUGAGUAUCAUGAAGAUCCAUAUGCCAACCUGAGCGGUAAUUCAAGAAACCUAAAACCGCCCCUAAAGGCAAAUUCUAGUGAGAAAAGACACAAAAGGUUGGGGGAUGAAGAAUGUGAGGUCAGUGAUGAUGAUCACAGUGAGCUACCUUAUUUAACAAAGAAAGGUGGUUUUCAAAUGCUAAAGAAGAAGUGCAAAGCAGCAAAAUAUUUAAAAGCAGAUGAUAAGGUCCUUUCACCCUGUUGCAGUAGUGGGGACACCACUAAUGGUCUAAAUCAAACACCUCAUCAUACGAAUCCUGCCAUUAAUGUAAAUGCUGCGACACCAAGGUACAGUGGGGCCCACUGUCAUCAUGCAUUCUCUUCAAAAGCUAAGAAGUUCUCAUCUCCUAAGAAGAACCUAGUACCCAUUAGUCAAACAUCUGUUGUGAAAUGCAGCAGCCAUAAGAAAUUUAAGGUUCCUUGCAGCAGCAGGUCCAUCAUCAGGCGUGAUGAGGAAACAUGUGAAGAUGAUGAUGAAAAAGAAUAUGAUCCUGCCGCUGAAAGCCAGGGUAAAUUUCAAGCCAGACGGCAUGAUGCUAAGAAAGCGAAGGUCUUGAGAAUCAGAAAGGAGGAUAAGAAGGAUGAAGAUAUGAGCAUGAUGGGCUUACAUCCCAUUGCCGGCCAUUGUGAUCGCGAUAUUGGGAAUAAUAAUAAUAAUAAUAAUAAUAAUAAUAAUAAUAAUAGCAACAACAACAAUAGUAGCUCUACCUUCAGUGUUGCAUCAGGCUUAUGUGAUGAUGACCACCUCCACCAUGUUGAAGUGGAGCCUGCCUCCUCAGAGUUGUCUGCCGGGAGAAAGUUUGUAAAACUUAGCAAACAUAUGGGGGGUUCUGGAGUAGAUGAAAAUAGCUGCUUGGGUGCUGAUGAUGAUCAUACACGGCUGCUGUUUGGGAAUGUGGAAUUUGAAAGGAAGGGGCGGUAUUUUAUUCGCUGUGACAAAGAGGAGAUGUUUCCUACCCCUGUCGAUAUACGUGCCACAGUCACUCAGAAGCAUGAAUUCCAAGGGGGGUAUUGUCACCUAGAGGUUGACUCAAUUCCUAUACCGGGACCACCAGGGUCCUUUAUACCCAGUCCUGGUCGUACGUGCUCAGAAGAAGAUUUUCAAGGAAAUUCAUCACUGGUCACCAGUAACUGCAGACCUCAAUCUUCCGAUGAAGACCAUCAUCCAGAUCAUGAGUUAGUUGUUGCUAAUAGGAGGGGGGUUUCAUCUGACGAUUCUCCAGUUUCUGCUACUUCUACACUCUCCCACUUCACCAGGUCCUCAGACCAGCCAGAUGCUAGUGGAAAGCCUUGGCUUUAUUCAACUACUAUAGAAGUAGAAAACCAAUCGAGCGGUCAUCAUCAUGGUGUGGAGAACCCUACUCCACAUCUGGAGGCCAUAAAUGUAACAUUAUUAUUGCCUAAGAAAGGAUUCAAGUACAGUAGUAGUGAACAGCAGCAGCAGUCAUGCUGUUGUGGAUUUGCCUCCUCUCAAACUCUUUCCUUGAGCUAUCAAGAGCCGCCUUUACCACAACUCUUGCAGCAACAGAGGCGAACUACCCCACUUCCCCCGACAAAUUUACAUCUGUGUCACUCCAAAGUCUUGGCUGACUCUGGGCUCCCAAGCCCCUCUAAGCCCGUUAUCAGGCUGAUGGGAAAGAAUGUAUUGGUGGACAGCAAAGAUGAUGAUGAUGAUGAAAGUAUGACCCCGAAAGCAAAUCCCUCAUCACAAACAAGUUUCACGAAAGAGGCAGGUAAGCCAUAUCAUCAGGCUGGAGAUCUUCAAGGCUAUCACCGUGGUUGGAAUGCUGGCAGUGGUUUGAUGACAAUGGGCAGCAUCCUUGACCGUUGUGGGUCAUUUGGUGGUGGUGGUGGUGGUGGAUACGGUGUCAUCACUAAACAAGCGGGAGAUGUUUGUAACCAAAUGGCCUACAUGUCUCAUAGUCAUUAUGCGGGCGCAGGUUCCACCACCAAAGAAGCAAUUGUGAUCAAGGAUAGCAUCAGCAGCCCAAACUGUAAAGAUUAUAAUAACAUCAAUGGAAUGGUGGAAAGUAGGAGGUGUCCAGGUGGAAACUCCGUGCCCCCCUCCACCUAUACCACCCAAUCAAUGAACUAUGCAGAUCUAUAUGGUGGUCAUACGCAUCACCGCCCUGGAUGGGGAGGAGUUGCCCACGCUGCAAGUUUUGGAGUGAACGGUCAGUGGAACCAUUCUUCAGAGAGUUCAGACGCAGUCAAUGGGCACCAUCUAGCACCCCCUACCCCGUCAUCUACCAGGCAUCUAGGAUCUUCAUUGUACUGUACUCCUGGUUUUUCAUGACCUUCCAAAGCUGUAGAGGUUAUUGAUCGAUCAAGCUGAGGUGCAUGACAUGACAUGGCAUAAAACUUAUAGGUAUCUGACAAAAGAAAGAGCAAGUUAAUCAUAUAUCCUGUUUGUUUGUUACUUUGUUGUUAUAUCGGUCUUAAUAAAUAAAUAUAUGUUCUGCUUGAAACUUUUCUUGGACUACCUGAGCUUCUCUUGUGGGGCUUGUGUAUAGAUUAUAGUAUCGGUAUAUGAUGAGUUUUGUGUGUUACGGACUAAGGACUACUUCGUAAUUUCGUAUAUAUGCAUUCGCUAAAG